Messenger RNA from Amphibalanus amphitrite, 1067 nucleotides. RefSeq names its product adhesive plaque matrix protein-like. Gene Ontology annotation, cellular component: extracellular matrix. NCBI's taxonomy places the organism in Eukaryota, Metazoa, Arthropoda, Thecostraca, Balanomorpha, Balanidae. The record is from RefSeq and is a predicted model, not a curated record. The coding region runs from base 3 to 1037 and encodes 344 amino acids. The transcript is spliced from 4 exons.
ACAUGAAGUUCUUCGUCGUUGCUGCCCUGGUGGCCGUGGCUGCCGCCGCCCCCUCCACCCCCUACAGCCCCCGGCCGGCCUACCACCCGGCCCCGGCCUACCACCAGCCGUCCUACAAGGAGCCCGCUCAGCCGUACCAGUUCGACUACGCCGUCAACGACCACUACUCGGGCGCCGUCUUCUCGCAGAACGAGAACAGCGACGCUAGCAACGUCAACGGCUACUACUCGGUCAACCUGCCCGACGGCCGUGUGCAGACGGUCAAGUACGUGGCUGACCAGCAGGGCUACGGAGGCUACAACGCCGAGGUGACCUACGAGGGCGAGGCCCGCUACGACGAGUACAAGCCCAGCUACAAGCCCAGCUACAAGCCCGCUUCGUACGCCGCUCCGUCCUACCAGCCCGCCUACAAGCCCGCUUACAAGCCCGCCUACAAGCCCGCCUACCAGCCCGCCUACAAGCCGGCCUACAACGUUACGGUCGCUGGCUGGUAUAAAGGCAGGCGGGUCCGCCGUUCACAGUAUCAGUCGCCAAAGACCGAAUCUGCAAACAUGAAGUUCUUCGUCGUUGCUGCCCUGGUGGCCGUGGCUGCCGCCGCCCCCUCCACCCCCUACAGCCCCCGGCCGGCCUACCACCCGGCCCCGGCCUACCACCAGCCGUCCUACAAGGAGCCCGCUCAGCCGUACCAGUUCGACUACGCCGUCAACGACCACUACUCGGGCGCCGUCUUCUCGCAGAACGAGAACAGCGACGCUAGCAACGUCAACGGCUACUACUCGGUCAACCUGCCCGACGGCCGUGUGCAGACGGUCAAGUACGUGGCUGACCAGCAGGGCUACGGAGGCUACAACGCCGAGGUGACCUACGAGGGCGAGGCCCGCUACGACGAGUACAAGCCCAGCUACAAGCCCAGCUACAAGCCCGCUUCGUACCCCGCUCCGUCCUACCAGCCCGCCUACAAGCCUGCCUACAAGCCCGCCUACAAGCCCGCCUACAAGCCCGCCUACCAGCCCGCCUACAAACCGGCCUACAACUAAAAGUUUUAAAGUAUCUUUUAUUUAUGUUAU